This is a messenger RNA of Pseudogymnoascus destructans, 1531 nucleotides long. RefSeq lists its product as uncharacterized. The record is from RefSeq and is a predicted model, not a curated record. The transcript is spliced from 2 exons. The coding region runs from base 354 to 1376 and encodes 340 amino acids. Gene Ontology annotation, molecular function: hydrolase activity. NCBI's taxonomy places the organism in Eukaryota, Fungi, Ascomycota, Leotiomycetes, Thelebolales, Thelebolaceae.
CGCAUGCAAACUAGCUACCAAACGGAUAAAUAGCAUGGAAUAAAGAAUAUGAAAUAUGGAAUGGCUGGGGAUUUUCAUCUCGGUUCCGCCCCGAAAUAGGCAACCCUCCGCAAAUCCGUCCCUACCAUCCCAAUCCCAGGCGUGACGACGUCAACGUGCAGAAACGCGAACUCCAUCGGGUCGUGAAUUGUCAUAACGUAGACAAAUUAUUUCGGGGGAGGAGAGGCUCUGCUUCUCUAUCUCCUUCAUUAUCUCCACUAAAGGUGUCAAAAGUGUCACUUCUUUUAGCCUAAUGGUGCAGAUCUGAAUAGGUAAAGCUAUAGGUAUAGACUUCUACACCCCAAAUCUCCCACAUGGCCUCUGAUCUCUUUCUCUCAGAGGCCCCUCCCCUCAGCCCAGCCUGGCUAGCCUACGAAAAGGCAAAGGGCCACAUCAACGCCCCAGGUCCCCAAGAAGACAUCUCCCGCGCCGACGCCCUCCGACUCCGCCAACGGAGCUACGCCAAAACCUGCCGCGACCGCAAUGAACAUCUGGCCUCUCCCACUGGCCCCUCCCACGCCCUCCUCUGCGACAUCCAAACCCACCCCGACUCCACCCAGUCCCCUGACGGCGCCACAAUCCACCUCCGCAUCUACAUCCCCACCGCGCUCACGCACCCCCAGGAUUUCAUCAUCUACUACCACGGCGGCGGCCUCUGCGUCGGAGACCUCGACAGCGAGGACCUCCAGUGCCGUCGCCUCGCGAAGGAUCUGGGCAUCAAAGUCGUCUCAGUCGAGUACCGCCUCUUCCCCGACUACUCCCCCGAUACCGCCGUCGCCGACGCCUGGGCCGCUUUCCUCGGCAUCGCUAAGCUGUGGAAAUACAACACCGACCAGCAACCAGGACGCGUCUACAUAGUCGGCAGCUCCUCCGGCGCCCAACUCGCCGCGCAAACCGCACAGCGCGCACGCGGCACUCCAUAUCUCAUCUCCGGCCUUGUCAUCCGCUGCCCCGUCACCGUCGACGCGAGUAAAGGCGGCGUCUCGAUCCCGCAGCGCUACGAAGAUCGCCACACGAGUUUCAGCCCCUCAUUCGGGACGAGUCUGCUCGGUUUCGACGCGGAUAACCACCUCCCUAUGGCGAGGGAUAUGCCAUUGAACGCUGAUAACUUUGCGGGAAUGCCGCCGACGUUCCUGCAGCUGUGCACGAAUGAUAUCUUUUAUAGCGAUGGGGCGUGUUAUGCUGAGGCGGUGGAGGAGGCGGGGAAUGAGCUCGUGACGGAUGUGAUGGUGGGGUGGCCGCAUACGUUUUGGUUGAAGGCGCCGGAGUUGGAGGAGGCGGGGGAGGCGGAUGGGAGGGUGAUUGGGUGGUUGAAGGAGAGGGUUGGGUGUCAGUAAAUGAGGGGUGUUGAUGGGGGCGUUUUAGAUGAGAUGAGAUACCAAGCGAUAGAGGGAGAUACCAUACAAGGGGCUGGCACCAUUUAUAGCUACAGGAUGAGAUGUGUCCGAUAGUCAAUCCAAUCAUAAAUCAAUUCAAUUCAUUCGUAUCCGAG